Molecule: messenger RNA, 5495 nt
Organism: Pseudopipra pipra
Lineage: Eukaryota; Metazoa; Chordata; Aves; Passeriformes; Pipridae
Product: amine oxidase [copper-containing] 3-like
Exons: 1
Coding region: 2221-3882 (553 amino acids)
Biological process (GO): amine metabolic process
Cellular component (GO): plasma membrane
Molecular function (GO): copper ion binding; primary methylamine oxidase activity; quinone binding
Source: RefSeq, a predicted model, not a curated record
GCCAUCCGUGUCCCGCAGCUCUGGGGUACGUGCUGUGGUUGGUUUGUCAUGGGGAUGUCAGUACAGAUUAGGGUUUCUCUUUCAAGUCUCCGACAUGCACAGAAUGGGGAGUGUUCCCACACUCUAUUUUCAGAUCUCUCCCGGCCCAGCUGCAGGGUUGAGUUGUGAUUUGUGGGGCAGGAAGGCCUGUGGAGUUUAUCCAAUAACCUUAAACUACUGCUGUGCUGCUUGGAAAAGGCCCUUCUGUAAUUGCAGCCUGUGCUGUGGCUUUGAGGGACUCGGGAUGCAAAUCCAAGAGGCAAAGUCAAACCUGAAUGAUCUGCUCUUUGUAUACUUCUUUAAGGAAAGGUCCAUGUGAGCUCUGUCAUGCAGCCAUGGAGGUUCCGCUGUAGUCUCGGCCCAGCUGUGCCCGUGUGUGUGGCAGCAGAACACUUGUUCCAUUCCUGAGAGGCAGGAGGUAUGUCCUGGCUGUGCUCCAAACCUGAACCGGGACAGCAGUGCUGCUGCUCUGCACUCUGCCAUGUUCCAGGCCUACACCAAAAGGGAAUUUUUCUUUCAAGCCUAACCCCAGGUAAUCCUCCAAGCCUCGCUGACUAUGUGGACUGACAGACUGACUUGGGAGUCAGCGCUGCUUUGCCUAAUUUGGGAUUAUUCAGAGGCAUCCAAUUCUGCUGCUGUGAGAUGAGAGCAGGUACUUCCCAAACCUGUGGCUGCUGCAUCCUGUGCAGCCAAGGCUCUGUUCUCAUCUGUCCUGUCUCUCCCUGUUGCUCGUGUCUGUGCUAGUGAGCUCCUUUGCUGGCACUGCAACCAUGUGAAGUGAGUGCUGUGGCUCUGAGUCUCUCCUGGCAUGAUGGCUGGUGAGGCAGAGCCUUGUGUGCUGGCAGAGCGGGGACAAGCAUGUCCCAGGCCAAAGAAGGCUGAGGCUGCGAGUGGAGGUGAGGAUAAUGGAGCGUGUCCUACAGCAACAUGGCCUUCUGCCUCCCAGUGUGGUGCCUGAGCAUGGCUGGAGGACCAGAGAGGGGCUGAGCCCCAGGCAGGAUCUGCCACAGAGGAAGAACCGGAGGCUGGUGGGGGCUGUUUCCCACCAGGAAACUCUGACAGGAGGAAGAGAAGACGAGGGUGAGAUGAGGUCAGGCUGGCAGCAGGAGUGGAAAUGUUGGGUUGAAUGUCCAGCCCUGGUUCUCUUGGAUGCCUUGUCUUACUCAGCACCAGCUCAGGGACUGUAGCCAGUAUGGUGUGUCUGGUCCGCCCCGAGCAUCUGCUGCGUGGCAGGAUGGAGCACCGAGUCCUUCUGGCUGCCUCGUUCUGCCAGUGCCUUUGAACAGCUCCACAAGGCCAGCAGAGACUGUUGGCAGGGUGGCAGAGGGCAGCUGUGGCUGCUCAGCCUGGGCACUGUGGCCUGGCAGCACCAAUAGUGGCCACUGCCCUCAGUUGCAGCUGGGCACAGGUUCAUGAUGGUUCUGUCCUUGAGGGAACCUCUUGGAAGCUGCAUCUCGGUUUAUCUGUGAACUGGAGGCAGAGAUAAAGGCUGCACGAUCCUGUGGCAGUGAAAUGCUGGGGAUUAAUUGGUUCGGAGCUGUUCUGAGGUGCAAACUAAGAGCUGGUUGUUCACAGUGCAUUGGGGCCUGAUUCUCAUCCUGAGCUACACCUCCAUGCCUGCCAAAGUUUUUCUUCUGCUACACAGAAGGAUGUGUUUUCAGCAAAGGCUACCAUGUGGAAGACUGAAAAAAAUAAAAUAAAAAGUAACUCCAAGCUCGGAAUGGUGCUGCCAGGGACAAUGUUUACAAGGAAGGAGCCUGAUAAACAAGAAAAAUGGGUGAGUUGCAAAGAGGUGAAAUUGUACAGUGUAACAACAAUUCCCAGCUUGUCAGAGCUUCGCAGUGAUCGCAGCCACCUCAGGCUGACUGCAUGAUCUCCGUUUUUACAGGCAGCCUCAGGAAGCCAGGCUGGACUGAAAAAGUAACGGAAUUAUGUAGAAGUUGUCUGAGUCACUGACCCUGCAUCUCCACAAGUUCUUUCAGGGCACUGCUGUGGAGAAAGACAGAGGAGGCUGCAGCUGAGAGAGCUGGUCACCACGGAUUUCAGAUCUCCUCCCCUAGCCUCUCCCAGUCUUUUGUACUUUCUUUGCUAAUCCAUCCAGUGCAGCAUAAACUGAGGGAGGCAGGAGCUGGAAAGCCUGCUCUGAAGGCUGCUGUGAACACUGCCGGACCAGCCACAGGCAUGAACGUGAAAACUGUGCUCAUCCUCCUCGGUCUGGCGUUAGCCACGAUAUUCGCUUUGGUCUGCAUGUUGCUGACCAGAGGAAGGGCACCCAGCACCUGCCAGCACCUGCCCGUGGAGCAGGAGGACACGGAGGAUGGCCAGAGCCUGGUCUUUGCUGACCUGACACCCGAGGAGAUGGCGCAAGUGGUGCGGUACCUGCAGGGAAACCUCGGGGUGCAGCUGGUUGAUGCCUCGCGUGCCAAACCCUCGGACAACUGCAUCGCCUCCGUGGAUCUGCAGGUCCCUGCCAAGGCAGAGGUGCUGCAGUUCCUGGACGGCGGGGGGGCUCGUCCCGCCCGAGAGGCACUGGCUGUGCUGUACUUUGGGAACCAGCCAGACCCCAAUGUCACCGAGUACGUGGUGGGUCCUCUGCCAACGCCGGCGUACCACCGGGAUGUGACAGUGCAGAAGUACGGGGGGAAGGUGCCAUACCACCGCAGACCGACGCUGGCUGUUGAAUACAGGCAGCUUGGAGGGUUUUUAAAGGGCCAAGUGUUCCCCUCAGCUCCAGCUUUCAUGCGACAAGUAAUGGGCUAUGAUGGAGCCAGUCUUGCAGUCGUGACAGCUGCUCCCCGUGGAUUCCAGUCUGGAGAUCGGAUCACCUGGUUCGUUUUGUUUCAGAACGUGAGUGGAUUCUUCUUGCACCCGGUGGGGCUGGAGGUGCUGGUGGAUCACAGCAGCCUGGAUGUCUCCCGGUGGGCGGUGAGCAGGGUCUUCUACAAUGGGCAGUACUACAGGGACAUGGCUCAGCUGGAGAGUGCCUACGUGCAGGGACAUAUCAGCGUGGAGAAGGUGAGGAAGGCACCACGGGAUGGGGGCUUCUCCUCCAUGAAGCCCCGAGCGCCUUCGGCUGCACUGUUCCCACUGCAGUAUGAGCCCCAGGGUCCUCGCUACAGCAUCAGGAAGAACCUGGUCCUCUUCCAGGCAUGGAGCUUUGCCUUUGGGAUGAGCGUGAGCACGGGCCUGCGCCUGUUUGACAUCCGACACAAGGGGGAGAGGGUUGCCUAUGAAAUGAGUGUGCAAGAGGCGCUGUCCGUGUACGGCUCCAACUGCCCGGGAGGGAUGUCCACGCGGUACAUGGACGGGAGCUUUGGCCUGGGGCGCUACACCUCCCCCUUGGUGCAAGGGGUCGACUGCCCAUAUUUAGCAACCUACCUGGAUGUGCACUACCUUGCUAAUUCCCAGGUCCCUAGAAGUACUAAAAAUGCCCUCUGCAUCUUUGAGCAGAACCUGGGCUCCCCUCUGAGGCGCCACUACUCCAACUUGGAGUCGCUCUACUACGGGGGGCUGGUCAACUCUGCUCUGGUCGUUCGCUCCAUUGCCACCGUGGGCAACUAUGACUAUGUGUGGGACUUCAUCUUCUACCAGAACGGGGCCAUUGAAGGCAAGGUCCAGGCCACAGGGUACCCGAGCUCAUCCUUUCUUCAUGGGGAUGGCCUGAGAUAUGGCAAUAGGCUUUGGGAACACACUCUGGGUACGAUACACACCCAUUUCAUCAACUAUAAGGUGGACUUGGAUGUAGGAGGUAGGUCUGGAUCUUCUUUUAAUGCCUUCAGUUGUACUGAUAAACCCCAGUGCUUUGGGGUUUGCCUCCUUCUCUGUAGAGUCCCUAAUAACUGACAUCAGAACUCUGCUUCUUUACUCUCCUAACCUCUUCUUUCUUUGCAAAAUUAUUUUUCUAUUUAUAAAAUAGUCUGUCAAGGUCGUUGAGUUGAAGGCAGUGAGAAUUUCUGGAAGCUCUGUGUUCAGCUUCGGGAAAGUAUGAAAGGUGGUAGCUGAAAAAUGUUUGUGUUUCCUUGAGGCCUCACAUCUGGCACGGUGUGUGUUGCCAUAGGCAUGGCUGGGCAGACAGGGAGUCGGCCCUGUCUGAGAACGGACGUUGUGAGCCCACUCUUGCGGCACCUGGGGCUGGUCCUGGCACUCCUUGUCCCUUGGGAAAAUCCUUUUAUUGUCUAACUGUGCCAGGUAAAGCAGGGCAGCUGUCCUGGUGCUCCGUGGGGCUGAGCUCCUGCAGCUGUAUCCCACUCCUGUCAUAAGGAAACACUCAAGAGCUGGAUCUCAAGCCUGGGGCUGCAAAGCCGCUACAGCGACCCAGCAAGUUCCCCUGCUUCCCUGUGCAGUCAUGGUCUGGCAGCAGACCCCUGAACAGGGUUGUUUGAGUCCAGGAGCAGUCCCUUGCUCACAGCCAAGUACUGGCAGCCACCCUGGGAGUGCAGGGGUGCUCAGCCUCAGGGGCAGCUUUGCUUCCAAAAGGCUGUUCCAGUAGCUGCAGUCUGGGGGCAGUGGGAGCACAGGUGGACACUCAGUGUCUGUUAUUGAAAACUUCUCCUGUGAAAGGUAGGGGAAAAAUGUUUUACAUCUGCCCAGGACUAAAGAGCUCGCUGUGAGGCAGUAGCUGCAUCUGAACCAGCCCGAGGAGAAACGCAGCCCCAGGGAUCCAAGCUGCCUCUGGGUUGUGGGAAGUAAUCUCAGAGCUACGUCAGUCAAGCUGCAGCUGACUCCAAAGCAAGCAUUCGGUCCCAGCAUGCGUUCUCCCGUGUACCUACCUGUGAUGCAGGGGUUUGUGUGGCCUUGAAAGGCGCUGCUGCUUUUGUUAUGGUCAAAGUCGGGGCUGAUACUGGUCCCUUCCUGUAAGCAAGGCUCAACAAUGUGCUAAAAUACAGUUCCUGCAUGGUGACAAGGUCCUUUUCUGUGACUGUAGUGCCCAUCCAUGCCUCGCACUGUUUAAAGACCCUGAGCCCUGACUGCUGCAAAACUCUCUUGAGAAGAGUUGUGUGAUAUCCCAGACUUGUUCCCCAUGGUGAGAGGGGAGCUGUGUUCCAGGCAAGAGGGCUUGGGGCCAUGGAGGGAGCAUGAGAGGUGCCUGCAGGAUCCCCACCUUCCAGCACAGGGAAGGCAUAGCUGUGUCACAGCUAAAGUGGGCCAUCCCUCACACAGGUUCGUGGAUCCUGAUCUGAGGCUUGUGUGGGACUCGCAGGGAAAAAGGGCAGUUAAUCCCUAGUGGGAAGUGAGAAUGAACACAUAAUUCCUAAAUUAACAUGGCUGCAAAUGGGGUAAAUUGCUCCAGUGCUGUGAUGGUUCCAGCCCCUCCUGCCUGUGUCUCAGGGUGUCCCCACCAAGAGGGUGUUUAGUGGACAUGGACCCUGAUCUCUGGAAAGUCAUCCUUGCUGUUGGUCGUGUGUCACUGCUGCCUUGUGUGGGGCUGGGUGCUGGGGGAGCCUUGCAGGAGCUGA